This is a messenger RNA of Teleopsis dalmanni, 1148 nucleotides long. RefSeq lists its product as uncharacterized. Lineage: Eukaryota; Metazoa; Arthropoda; Insecta; Diptera; Diopsidae. The transcript is spliced from 5 exons. Bases 1 to 843 code for a protein of 280 amino acids. The record is from RefSeq and is a predicted model, not a curated record.
AUGAGUAAAUUGGACGAUUUGCUGUCGAAAAAAAAAUCAGUUGUUCCAGUUUUAGACUUAAGUCGCAAUGUAAUUCAAACUAAGGAGGAAUACAAACGCUUGAUGGAAAAAGUGCCGGACUACAAAAUGCGCCCAAUUAAAGUUCGUGCUGAUGAAAUAAAAAUCAAGGAUAAGGAUUUUUCCUUUAAAAUGCCGAAAAAGGAAAUGAGGAAAUUGUUAAAGAGUAAUGGCGAACGUGACCCAUUGUAUGCAUAUGCCGACCCAGUGCCAAAUGAAAUGAAAGAUGUUGUUCUUAUGGACUUGUGUGCAGUACCAAUCGAUUGGAAAAUGCUAACCACUUUGCGGCCUAAAGCGAAAGUGGAUGAGGAAUAUUUCAGUCGAAUGGUCGAGAUGGGAAAGCUGCAGCUUAAGACGGAGGCACGGGAUAAGCGUGAGUUUGCACUUAACAAUUGUGUCAAGAAAGUUAAAAAUAAAUCUGGCAUUGUGGAAUCUCGUUUGAUGACAUGUGUUGAAUGCGGGGAAGAAUUAUGUUGUGGUCGUGCAUGUACCAAAUUCAAUUAUGAUUUAUUUGUUCGUGUGGAAACUAAGGCACCGAAACCGAAGCCCAUUCCCUCAAAUCAAAACAAAGGUAAAAUCAAUGGUCGCAAGAAACUGGGCGGUAAUGGUAAUAAAAUAAAAUCAAAGAAAACCUCAAACACUACGAAUCCAUCUGCUUUGUCGCAUUACAUUUGUAAAAACACCGGGAUAAAACAAAAAUUAAACAAAAAUAAAAAAAAAAUAAAAGAAAUAAAAAAUACCAGGAAGUCAUCCAGAUUGGUGCUGGUAUCACGAAAGGUUUGGUGAUAGAGCUAAUGCUUGUCGGCAGCCCUGUAGUUUUGUGGCAAGCUCUCAUCAGUCAAAAAACUAGGCACUCCUUCUACGUCGUCGAGCCGAGAAGGGGUUAGUGUUCGUAUAGCUCGACUUAGUAUUAAAGAUCCCGCCACGUCGACCGUUUUUCUCAUUGAUACUGGUGCGGACAUAUCAGUUUUACCGAAGUCGUUCUGUCGUUGGAAGCAAAGGGCUAACAGUGUUGCAUCAGUUAAUUUAUAUGCCGCUAAUGGUACGCCUAUUCAAACAUUUGGCGAGCGUCGACUGCUUUUGUCUUUGGG